GCCGGGGCUGCUAAGGCGCUGAGGGGGAGAGGCGCCGCCAGCGCCGCCCGGGGACCCGUUAGAGCGGAAGCGCAGCCGCCGCCUCUGCCGUCGCGGGGUUCCCGGCAGGUGAAGCGGGAGCCAUGUCGAAGCGGCUCCGGAGCAGCGACGUGUGCGCCGACUGCAGCGGGCCGGAUCCUUCCUGGGCAUCAGUAAAUAGGGGAACUUUUAUAUGUGACGAGUGUUGCAGUGUUCAUCGGAGUCUAGGGCGCCAUAUCUCCCAAGUAAGGCAUCUUAAACACACACCAUGGCCUCCAACAUUGCUUCAGAUGGUUGAGACCUUGUAUAACAAUGGUGCUAAUUCUAUAUGGGAGCAUUCUCUGCUGGACCCCGCAUCUAUUAUGAGUGGACGACGGAAAGCUAGUCCGCAGGAUAAAGUGCACCCCAAUAAAGCAGAGUUCAUCAGAGCCAAGUAUCAGAUGUUAGCGUUUGUCCACCGAUUGCCCUGCCGUGACGACGACAGUGUGACUGCCAAAGACCUUAGUAAGCAACUCCACUCAAGUGUGCGAACAGGGAACCUGGAGACCUGUCUGAGAUUGCUGUCUCUAGGAGCCCAAGCCAACUUCUUCCAUCCUGAAAAAGGAAGCACUCCACUCCACGUCGCCUCCAAAGCAGGACAGAUUUUACAGGCUGAAUUAUUGGCAGUGUACGGAGCUGACCCAGGCACGCAGGAUUCCAGCGGGAAGACUCCUGUUGAUUAUGCAAGGCAAGGAGGGCACCAUGAGCUGGCGGAGCGCCUCGUGGAGAUACAGUACGAGCUGACUGACAGACUGGCCUUCUACCUCUGCGGCAGGAAACCAGAUCACAAAAAUGGACAGCACUUUAUAAUUCCUCAAAUGGCAGACAGCAGCCUGGAUGUGUCUGAGUUGGCAAAAGCUGCCAAGAAGAAGCUUCAGUCUCUAAGUAAUCAUUUGUUUGAAGAACUUGCCAUGGAUGUGUACGAUGAAGUUGACAGACGAGAGACUGAUGCAGUCUGGCUUGCCACGCAAAACCACAGCACCCUGGUAACCGAGACAACCGUCGUCCCCUUUCUUCCGGUCAAUCCUGAGUACUCCUCAACACGAAACCAGGGCAGACAGAAAUUAGCUCGGUUUAAUGCCCAUGAAUUUGCUACGCUGGUCAUCGACAUCCUCAGUGACGCCAAGAGGAGACAGCAAGGCAGUCCUAUGUCCAGGUCAAAAGAGAAUGUGGAACUCAUACUGAGAACCGUCAGUAACCAGCACAGCACUGAGAGUCAGGACAACGACCAGCCAGACUAUGACAGUGUGGCCUCAGACGAAGACACGGACGUGGAGACCAGAGCGAGCAAGGCCAACCGGCAGAAGAGCCUAGAUUCAGAUUUGUCAGAUGGACCAGUCACUGUGCAGGACUUUAUGGAGGUCAGAAGCGCCCUAGUGGCUUCUGAGGCCACGAUACAGCAGCUAAUGAAGGUGAAUAACAACUUGAGUGACGAGCUGAGAAUUAUGCAGAAAAAGCUUCAAACGCUCCAGAGUGAGAAUUCAAGCCUCAGGAAGCAGGCCACAACCAAUGCCUGUCAGGUGCAGACUGGCCCUGACUACCCAGACACUUCCAGCCACUCAUCCUUAAAGCGCCGGCCGUCGGCCCGGGGCAGUAGGCCCAUGUCCAUGUAUGAGACUGGAUCAGGUCAGAAACCAUACCUCCCACUGGGGGAAGCAAACCGCCCUGAGGAGAGCAGGACGAGACUUCAGCCUUUCCCUGCUCAUAUCGGGAGGAGUGCACUUGUGACCUCCUCUUCGUCUCUGCCUUCCUUCCCCUCCACACUUUCCUGGUCCAGGGACGAAAGCGCCCGAAGGACAUCCAGGCUGGAGAAGCAGAACAGCACCCCAGAGAGCGACUACGACAACACCCCCUAUGACACUGAGCCAGAUGACACAGUGUCAAACCGGAAAGGACGGCAGAGGAGUAUGGUGUGGCCAGGUGACGGCUCAUUGCCAGACACAGCAGAGCUCCACUUGGUCCCCAGCUCCACGCUCCCCAGCACAGAAGAUGUCAUCCGGAAGACUGAGCAGAUCACCAAAAACAUCCAGGAGCUCCUGAGAGCCGCCCAGGAGAACAAACAUGACAGCUAUAUUCCCUGCUCAGAGAGAAUACAUGUCGCUGUUACUGAGAUGGCAGCCUUGUUCCCCAAAAAACCCAAGUCUGACACGGUGAGGACUUCCCUCCGGUUACUGACGUCCAGUGCCUACCGGCUCCAGUCGGAGUGCAGAAAGGCCCUCCCGGGAGACGCGAGCUUGCCCACAGAUGUGCAGUUGGUCACUCAGCAGGUCAUCCAGUGUGCCUAUGACAUCGCCAAGGCCGCCAAACAGCUGGUCACAAUCACCACCAAAGAGAACAACAACUGAGCUUGAGGCAUGGCCCUGUUUUCUAGGCUUCUGGAAGUCCAGCUUCGGUGUAGACCUGAACUCUUCAGAUUUUUACAGAAACGUUAAUGAUGAUUUGAAACUUUUUAAAGAAAACUCAGUAUUAUUUUUGCAUGUUUUCUAACAGACUUCUGACUGUGACUUACCGUUGCCUUACCUGUGCCUGUUUGCAGCCCAUUCCUGCUGUGUUGCCGCCAGGCUUAGAUCAUGACCAGAUGUGUGUCAGGUCUCUGUGCGGAGUUCGCUAAAACUCUCCCAUCCCUUAAAACUCUCUACCCAUGGCUGAAACUAUAACUGAUAUUUUUAGUAAAACCUUUUCUUAAGACAGAUGGAUUUUUUAAAAAUGACUUCUCUGUUCCUUCCAAGCAUCGUGCAAUAAGUAGAUUGUCUAUCCUGCCGUAGACUCUCAGAGCUCGGGGUAUCUCCAGGCGUGUGUGGAGAGCAGGGUCCUCGCCUCUUCUAAAGAGAGCGCAUCUCUUGGGAGAGACAAGGAAAUGACCCACAUCUAACUUUUGUAUCAUGUUAAGUGUGUGUUAUUUAAUAUUUUUAUCUUGAUUUUCUAUCUAUAAAGAUUUUACCAUCAUGCUGAAGUCUCCGUAGUGUCCAAAUAGUAGUUACGAAUCCCCCCUCUACGUCAGGUUCCAGUUAGCCACAUUCAGAGCAGGAGUGGCACCCAUUGUCAGGGACCUACCUUCCCCCCAGCCUGACAGUUGACUCAGAACUUACUGCAAAGAGAACCGCGGGUCUUGCACUGGGCGGACACCACGGUGCCCUUCAUUCUGUGACCCCUCACAGCUUCACAUGACUCCUGCUCUGGAAGGGUUUCUUCCCAGGUAAGACGUAAUGGUCUCAGUUUCUUCCUUCACCUCACUGCUACUUAGAGAUUAAGUAGUUCUCAGCAUGCUCCAACUGACUGCAGCUCUCCCAUAGCUCUGCAAGGGCAGAGGUUGACACUCAGACCACAGCAGCACUGGGGUUUACAUUACUUAAGGCUCUUCCUUAAUAUCCCAGCUUACCCCAUCUGUUUCGUAUGGGUGGAACUCAGGCCCUAACCUGAGAGAGCAGGCAGUGUAUGGCUAUGAAGGCAGUCCGGUGUCCAGCAGGGCAGAGGGCAGCUGGGGAGCCCCGCCUGGCCUGCAAGGACAGCGGCUCCUCUCCCUCUCACUCCUCUCCUGUUGCUGUGGAGAAACAGACUUGAAGUUGCUAAAGCUUUGGUUUUUCCAGAUACCAGAAAUUUUAUGCCAUUUUUCUAGUUAGAAAUGUGGGUAGUCAAUCCAGACAUGCCCACUGAAGAGGUGGAAGUGACCUGUAGCCUCUAGGCUGCCUCUCACAGCCUCUGCUGGUGUCUUUAAACUGCAACAUGAGGGCUGGCUUUUUUUUUUUUUUUUUUUUUGGUUUUUCGAGACAGGGUUUCUCUGUGUAGUUCUGGUGCCUGUCCUAAAUCUCACUCUGUAGACCAGCCUGGCCUCCAAAUCACAGAGAUCUGCCGGCUCUGCCUCCUGAGGAGGGCUGGCUUUACUGGCCACCAGAAGUAGGCCUCUGAGCCAGCAGUGGAAGGCAGCGAUCACCUGCCAUGAGGUCACUGUCAGUCUCCUCCCCUGUGUGCUCUGUGGGAAUGAUCAAGGGUGCAGGUUUCCUCCCGGAAACAGCACCGCCACAGUCAGGUUCUCCAGGUCAGGUUGCCUACAUUGUGUGCAUGGGAAAGGGCCAGCACUCCAGAAACUGUGCCCACUUAUCUGUCCGUAAAACCCUAAAUGCCACAUCGCUGCUGAAUGCCCAGGAGUGCCUUUCCCAAAGGGGUCUGCUAGCUUGAGCUCAGGCAUUGACUUUGACAAGCUUUUCUGCAUGCUUCAAGGACUCUGCUGCCCUUCCUGGCAGGCUCUGCGGAGCUGGUUCCAAUCCUGAGCUGGUUCCCAUGAUCCCCAGGGAGGACAGGCCUCUGUUGGAAGCUUCUUGGAAGAGAAUUUUUCGUUAGAGGCAAGGACAUGCCACAGAGGACACUGUCUGUAGAAAAUUAAGGAACUCGGGGCCAGUACAGUGUUUCCAACUGCUCUCAAAAACACCAGAGUUCAGUCAGUCCUGAGUGCUCCUCAGGCCUUCCAGGUGGACGCCAAGGAAACAGCAGGAGGUGCCCCACACAGCCCCUCAUGCGACCUGGGGUCAGAACAUUCUGCUCCCAUAGGCAAAUGCAUCCUGUCUCAAUGCUUGUCCUGGCCAGUUUUGCUUGUGGGUCCCAUCGCCUUGCGCAAGUCAGCCCUGCGUCCAAUCCAGCUGUUCUGUCCCUUCUUCCCUGUUCUUCUUUCCUGCCUGUGUACCCCACUUCCCGGGACCGAGAGGAUGAAGGGCCUGCUGGUGAGCUGGCCCCGCCCCAAGCUCCACUUGCCGAAGGCACCGUGGCCUCAGCGUGACGGUUCUUACUUGCCAAAGACUUGAGUCCAGUGUUGCCACAGUCGGGACUAUAAUCACACAGUGUGGGGUGCUCCCCUGCCUCCAGUGAGUCCUCCACAGCUCCCGUGAGCCUCUUGUAGUCCAGUCUCCUUUCCUUCCUUGUGCUAGUUGAAUAUAACCCGUGCUCUUAGAAAACACAGUGCUGCAUAGACAAAACGAGACGCAUGUCACGCCGGGGGUUUACCUGCGUCGCUCCUUCGCCUGCACUGUUCCUCGUUGUCAUUAAACAUCCUGUUCCUGAUGAUGCUGUCCCCUCGUGUAAAGCCGUUCUGGAAACGGUCCCUGCCAGUUAUGCAGUAAACAGUCUCUUCAAG
Peromyscus californicus insignis is the source of this 5182-nucleotide messenger RNA. RefSeq names its product GIT ArfGAP 2 (gene Git2). The record is from RefSeq and is a predicted model, not a curated record. The transcript has 20 exons. Gene Ontology annotation, molecular function: GTPase activator activity; protein binding. Gene Ontology annotation, biological process: regulation of ARF protein signal transduction; brain development. The coding region runs from base 123 to 2402 and encodes 759 amino acids. Lineage: Eukaryota; Metazoa; Chordata; Mammalia; Rodentia; Cricetidae.